AUGUUGUCGAAAGUGUUAAAAUGUUUAGUGCUACUUUUCCCCGUUUUUCUACCCGCUCAAGCAUUCUGGUGGCGUGCACCCACCACUGAGCCACCACCACCGGCGCCACCCCUAAUGAAACAAAUACCCCUGACCUAUUUUCGCACUUACACCUAUCAGCAACCCAUGCCCGCCAAUCAAGUGCAGUUUCCUCUGCUAAGUUCCACCGACUAUAUUACAAAUUUCGGAGCCUUAGGCAAUUCACCGUAUUUAAAUCCCAUGAUGCCGCAAGUAAUGCCCAUGGGUAUGCCCACAAAUAAUGAAAUUUUAGUGGAUGUUAAGCCCGAGAGAAACUAUGCAGGUAUUAAUUUGGUAAGAUCUCUGGGAGGAGUAAUACCAGCACCCUUGCCUUUAACUACAACUACCACACCGGAGCCUACCACCACUACCACCACAACUACAACGCCGGAACCCACUACUACCACCACAACUACCACAGAAGCUCCCACCACUAUGGCGCCAGAACCUCCGGCCACCGUUAUGCCCUUAAUACAAACCGAUGCCCUGGUUAAUAUAGAAGCCAGCUAUCCCGCUUUUAAUCGCAAGGUCUUUACCAAUCACUUUAAUAUUAACUACAAUCGUCCUGCUUACCCCUAUCCUGAAUACUCGCUGUACAAACCCAAUUCACCACCCACCAACGAAGAAAACCAACUGCCUCCUAAUGUGGAAUUUGUGCCCUGCAUGUGCCCCAUCAAUAUACAAAAUAAUGGCUUUCCCUCACCCUAUCAAACCGGCGCUAUGCCUUCCCUUACCGGCAAUCCCUCGAAUUCUAUAUUUCUAGCUCAGGGUAGAACAAAUGUUGAAGCAGAAACUUCUUUGGAUUUACCAGUCUCCAAUCAGCCUUUGAAUAUUGAGUUACAAUCGGCAGCCGAAGCUUCCAAUUUAGUGGAUGAUUUGCAUAUGGUGAAAUUGGUGGAUGAUGAGGAAACGGCCACUCAAAGUAAUUUAGCGUGAAAUGU
Molecule: messenger RNA, 998 nt
Organism: Calliphora vicina (urban bluebottle blowfly)
Lineage: Eukaryota; Metazoa; Arthropoda; Insecta; Diptera; Calliphoridae
Product: mucin-2
Exons: 3
Coding region: 1-993 (330 amino acids)
Source: RefSeq, a predicted model, not a curated record